Bemisia tabaci is the source of this 3194-nucleotide messenger RNA. RefSeq names its product LSM14 family protein trailer hitch (gene tral). The record is from RefSeq and is a predicted model, not a curated record. Gene Ontology annotation, molecular function: mRNA binding. Lineage: Eukaryota; Metazoa; Arthropoda; Insecta; Hemiptera; Aleyrodidae. Gene Ontology annotation, cellular component: P-body. Gene Ontology annotation, biological process: P-body assembly; cytoplasmic stress granule assembly.
AAGAUGCCUACACCGCCAUUGUAGUUUAUUGUGCGGAGCUCGUUGUGCGUCCAUUUGAAUUUGUGAUGUGAAUCCGUCUACAUCUUCGACAUCCUAGUGUUUUCCUCAAAAUUUCACCAUGAGCGGUGGCAUGCCGGAGUUAGGGAGCAAGAUCAGCUUGAUCUCCAAAGCUGAUAUUCGUUAUGAAGGGAAAUUGUUUACAGUGGACGCGACGGAAUGCACCAUAGCCCUCUCAGAAGUGCGCUCAUUUGGUACUGAAGACCGUGAAACAAGAUGUGUCGUACCAGCCCAACCUCAGAUCUACGACUACAUCCUGUUCAGAGGAUCCGACAUCAAAGACAUCCGAGUUCUCAACACCCAGCCACUCAACGAUCCUGCUAUUGUUCAACAGGUCUCCGCUCCCCCGGCUCUGUCGCAGCCCAACUACCCGGCGAUCCAACAGCACUCUGGGUUCUCAGCACACCCUAUGAUGGGCCAGGCGCCUGGGCACGGUGUCUACCAGAAUUACAACCCAAUGGCCUCGGGUAUGAAUUUAGGUCCUCGUCAGGCUCAAAGCCAAACAAGUGAGUUGGAACGUUCCCCCCAACCAGGGCCCCCUCACCAUCCCCCCGGGCCUCCGGGUCCUCCCGCCCACCAUCAUCAACAACAACCUCAACCCCCUCAUCCAACCGACAAUGAUUUGAUCGGAGGCUCAUCCCGGUCAUCAACCCCGGCAGUUGGAGCUCCUAGUCGCAAAUCUCCCAGUCUGGACCAAAACAUUCAAGCAAGUAAUCAACAAAAUCGUCUGAACAAGUCUCAGUCGAAUCAGCAUCACUACCGUGAUAACCAAGGCUUCAACAGAGGAGGAUACAGGGAUAACUACAACAGGGGAGAGCUCCGAGAUCGGGACUAUAGAGACAACAGGGAUCGUGACAAUUUCAGGGAAAAUAGAGACCGAGGAGACUUCAGGGAUAAUAGAGACCGUGGUGACUACAGGGAUUAUCGUGAUAGAAAUAAUUAUUCUGGUGGACAAAUGUUAAACCGAAUGCCAAAUGCUGGUCGAGGAUGGGUUCAACGAGGAGGAGUAAGGCAAUGGGGUAACGGACGAGGGGGAAGACCGCAAGCUUACAAUAAUCGACCUGCUGGUCCUCUAGGUCCUAACCAAAAACCCAGGAACAAGAUUAAAUUCGAUAAGGAAUAUGAUUUCGAACAAGCCAAUUCUCAGUUCGAAGAACUAAGGAGUCAAUUAAGCAAAAUUAAAAUCGAUGGUGAAGCAGCUGCUGUAAGAGUUAACGGUGAGACUGACAAGAAAGAUGAUAGUGGAAAUGAAACCGGAAUUGGUGAAGGCGAAACAGAAAGUGAAGAGGCAGAAUCUGCUUUCUAUAACAAAGCUAAAUCAUUCUUCGACAAUAUCAGCUGUGAAGCCAUUGAGCGAAGUAAAGGGCGACUCCAGCGAGUAGACUGGAGACAGGAACGUAAACUCAACUCUGAGACUUUCGGAGUCACGCGGUCCUGGAGGGGCAAUUUCAGGGGCGGAAACUUCCGAGGAUACUACCCUGGGGCUGGCUACAACAACAAUUAUAACCGAGGAGGAUAUCAUAGGCAACAAAAUUACAACAACAGACCGCAGAACAGCAAUAGAGGUGCUUUAAAUUCGGAGAACCGUACUGAACAGAAGAGACCAGCGGCCGCCACCGCCGCAGCGGCAACGACAGCACCACCUCCCACUCCCACCACUGCCAACACUACCGCAGCCAGCGAUUGAAUUUUAGGAGCAGAUCAUACUUAAAAUGAAAGUCUGAACGUAGAGAGUAUUAGUUAUCGAGGUGAAGACAACCAAAAGAAGAAUGUUUUUUUGAAUCUGAACAAAUUCGUCGAGUUAUGAUUGAAUUAUUUUUUUAAUUUUCUCCAUGCAAAAUGUAAGUUACAUGCAAAUGGUUUUAUGUACUUUAUCUUUAAUAGAUUUAUAUUAUUGUUUCAAUGUAUAGGAUGAAAUGUCAUUUUUAAGUUUUGCUUGAGCUGUGUACAAGAAAGACGAAUCAGUUAGACUGGAUAAAGAAUUGUACAUGUUUCUAUGGUAGGAGUCGGGUACAAUGAGAGUAUUCUAAUGGUUCAACUAAUUUUGUUUUUAUACAUGUUUUGUAAUACUAAGGAAAAAGAUUUCUCAAAUAAGAUAUCGGGCAAAAUGUGUACAAAUGUAUUUUUUCUCCUCUUGUUUGGAAAAGAUGUCGAUCGGAAGUUUCACGUUUAAUUUUUUCAAUGAAAUCAGAAUGAGAACGUUUUUAUUUGAAUUUUUCCCAAAGAAAGCCCGUCUUUUUGAUAUGACCUAAUUUUAAUUUGCCUAGUGUUGAAUAAGUUGAUUUACCCGUGGAUUUUGUAGGAGCCACUUUUAAUCUGCAUGAAAGCUCCUGCAUUAUGUAAUUUUUGUCAACUUGCCUAGUCAAUUGAUCAGUACAUCGAACCGGAAGGUACAUUUUAACACUGAUAUCCACAGAAUGAAGUUACUGUAUAAAUUGGUGUUUAAUCCUUGAGUUUGGAGAGCACUUGGCAAAGGCAUUGAUAUGACAAUAUUACAAGGUAGUAAAUAAAAGAAAGAAUAGUCAGGAACAGAGAAAUGAAUUGUAGUUUGUCUUAAUUUGACUUGUCCUAAUAUGAAUGAAAUUCCACGAUUGCAAGAAGGUUUUAAGUUUUACGAAGUCUUGAAGUUACGUUUUCCUGAGCUGAAAGUUUGCCUUAAUAAAGAUAGAAAUGCUCAAAAGAAUUGUUGAUGGGAAACUAAUGUAGUGACACACCAAAGGGUGUUAUUUGAUGAAAGUUUGGGUUUCUGUCUUAUCAUGAUGUAAAUUUGAAUGUUAGUAACGAAAGGAAAAUAUUUUAUGCUGUGAUUUAUAAAUUAUUGUGUUAGGCAACAUUCUUAUGAAAAUUUGUUUUGUGCUAGAACGCAAGAAUAAUUCAGGAAUACAUAUGCAAUCAGGUUCUUUCCCUCUUUAAGUCAAGGUUUUGAAUUCGAGGAUUGCUCUAAUUUGAAUGUCUGAAAAGUGUUUUAAUUUACUCACAUUGUGAUACAUGUUUCUUAUAGACAGCAGGGCGAAAUCCUAGACUUCUGUAAGUUCUACUGUCUUUUUAUGUUUUGUGUUUUCGUUUAAGCGAAGAUACUGAAAUUUGAUUGAAAUUGAAAGAAAAAAAUAAAUUUUUCUUAUCAUGCAAACUCCAAA